CGAUAUAAACAUUAACACUAGUGCGCGCACUAGACUAGCCGGCUGGGGAUUGCUUCACGGGUGAGAGUGGAAGCAGUUGCGUGGAGCAAUCAGAAAGGUGAAGCUGAAGUACAGCAGAGUCAGCCUUGAGUUCUUAAUCUUCUUCUAUAAAAAUGGAGAUCAUUCCUAUUCCGGUGGAUAAGUGCAAUGUAGGUUUUAUCGGAGCAGGGAAGAUGGCGGAGAGUAUAGCCAGAGGCGCCGUCCGAUCUGGCGUCUUACCCCCUUCUCGGAUUCGCACUGCUCACUCCAAUCCUGCUCGUCGUGCCGCCUUCGAGUCCUUCGGCGUCAAUGUUCUCUCCCGCAAUCAAGACGUGCUUGAAGAAAGUGAUGUGGUCAUUUUUUCUGUGAAACCUCAAGUAGUGAAAGAAGUGAUCUUGCAGUUAAAGCCACUUCUUUCAACGAAGAAGCUUCUGGUUUCAGUUGCUGCUGGGGUGAAAUUGAAAGACCUCCAGGAAUGGGCCGGUCACUGUCGAUUUAUAAGGGUGAUGCCUAAUACUCCUGCUGCUGUAGGCGACGCAGCAUCAGUGAUGAGCAUGGGAGGAGCUGCAACAGAAGAAGAUGGAGACCUUAUUUCCAAAUUAUUUGGAUCAGUUGGUAAAAUAUGGAAAGCUGAUGAGAAGUAUUUUGAUGCGAUAACGGGCCUCAGUGGCAGUGGUCCAGCUUAUAUUUAUCUAGCAAUAGAGGCUUUAGCUGAUGGUGGUGUAGCUGCAGGCCUUCCAAGGGACCUUGCCUUGAAUCUUGCUUCUCAAACUGUAUUAGGAGCAGCAUCGAUGGCCAUUAGUACUGGGAAGCAUCCAGGUCAGCUCAAAGAUGAUGUUACAUCACCUGGCGGGACAACAAUUACCGGGAUUCAUGAGUUGGAGAAAGGUGGGUUCCGUGGAACACUGAUGAAUGCUGUUGUUGCUGCUGCUAAACGUAGCCGAGAGCUUUCCUAAAUUCGCAGAUGUCAGUUUUGAUUUUUGAUUAUUGCGGGUACUAGUUUAAGCAAUAUCGAAUAUUCGCUGUAGCUAGGGACUUUUUUUUUUUUGGUUGGAUUAACUAACGUUGCCAAUCAAUAAAAUAACACAGCCUGUCUCGUGAAUAGAAACUUAA
Prosopis cineraria is the source of this 1131-nucleotide messenger RNA. RefSeq names its product pyrroline-5-carboxylate reductase. Lineage: Eukaryota; Viridiplantae; Streptophyta; Magnoliopsida; Fabales; Fabaceae. The record is from RefSeq and is a predicted model, not a curated record. The transcript is spliced from 7 exons. Gene Ontology annotation, biological process: L-proline biosynthetic process. Gene Ontology annotation, molecular function: pyrroline-5-carboxylate reductase activity. The coding region runs from base 153 to 974 and encodes 273 amino acids.